Molecule: messenger RNA, 5234 nt
Organism: Agrilus planipennis (emerald ash borer)
Lineage: Eukaryota; Metazoa; Arthropoda; Insecta; Coleoptera; Buprestidae
Product: tyrosine-protein phosphatase non-receptor type 23
Exons: 17
Coding region: 220-5139 (1639 amino acids)
Biological process (GO): protein dephosphorylation; endocytic recycling; early endosome to late endosome transport
Cellular component (GO): endosome
Molecular function (GO): protein binding; protein tyrosine phosphatase activity
Source: RefSeq, a predicted model, not a curated record
UUUUUUUUUUAAUAUUUUUGAUGUAAAUGCCAGUUGUUAUGUGAAAAACUGAUUGCUGUUGCAUACUUUAUUACACAAUAGUGUGCAUCUCAAUAAAUAAAGUCGAAUGAGUCAUCCGUAAUUAAAUUUAAGUUUUAAUCCUCUAAUCAUGAUGUAAAUACAUAUGACCGAUAGUGAAUUUGUGAAGUAAACAGUGUUAAAGGAUAUUAAUCAGCAAAAAUGGAAGCUGUACCGCGGCUGCCUAUGAUUAGUUUUGAACUAAAAACAUCAACAGAACCGGUAAAUUUCGGCCCAAAGAUCAAACAAUAUAUUACAAGUUAUUACCACGAAGAUGGUGAAAGUUAUGCAAACGAAAUUAACAAUUUGGAAGCUCUUCGAGCUGCUGCUGUUAGGCCCGCUGUUGAUGUUGUAGGUUGUCAGACAUUGAAAAAAUACUAUUGUCAACUCCAUUUUCUUAAAUCAAGAUUUCCUAUGGAAGAAGGACAGCCUGCUGCUGUUUAUUUCUCUUGGCGUGAUGGCUAUACUAACAUGUCCUACUCAGUCCCAGACAUAGAAUUUGAAUUGAUGAAUAUUUUAUACAAUAUUGGUGCACUGCAUUCAAAGUUAGGGGCUGAAGAUGGUAGAACUUCACCUGAUGGUAUGAAGAUGGCUUGUACUCAUUUUCAGUGUGCUGCAUGGGCAUUUCAGAAUGUACGAGAAUUGUAUCCUCAAAUGGUUAAUUUAGUAUUAGCUCCUGAGGUGCUCGAAUACAUGCAGUUAGUAUGUCUUGCCCAAGCUCAGGAAUGCAUAUUGGAAAAGAGCAUGUUAGAUAACAGGAAAGCCACAAUAAUUGCAAAAGUUGCUGUGCAAGUUGUUGAGUAUUAUAAGCAAUCAUUAAAAGCUUUAAGGAAUGGAGGAUUAGAGGGAUCUUUUAGUGAUUUAAUUGGGAGUCAUUCCUGCAAAGAAUGGGAUAAAUAUCUGUUGUUUAAGAUAGCUUAUCAUACUGCAAUUGCACUUUUAUAUCAAGGGCAACAAGCUGAAGAACAACAGAAAAUGGGUGAAAGAGUUGCUUUUUAUCAGAAAGCUUCUGAACAAUUACAAGAUGCUCGAAAAAAAUGUUCUAAUUUGCAACAUCAACAGGAAAUAAAUGAAGCUUUAGCAUUCACCAAUGAUGUUAUUGAAGGAAAAUGCAAAGCUGCUAAAAAUGAAAAUGAAUUUAUUUACCACGAAGAAGUUCCAGAUAAAGAUACAUUGCAAGAUGUAAAGGGAGCAUCUUUGGUAAAGGGGAUUCCAUUCAAUAUAAACGACGUGGAGGUUUCAGGACAAGAUAUAUUUUCACGAUUAGUACCCAUGGAAACACACGAAGCUUCUUCAAUGUACAGUGAACAAAAAGCGCAAUUUUUGCGUCAGUUGGGAAGUACCGUUGAAAGUAAGGAUCGUUCAUUAGCAGAAUUUAUGUCGUCCUUACAAAUCGAUGUUUUAACACAGAUGCAUAAAGCCAAUGGCAUACCACAGCAGAUAAUCGAUCGUGCUGCUGCAAUGUCAGCCAAACCCAGCGCCAUAAGGGAUUUGAUCGAUGCAAUGGGAAAAUUAUCUAAUUCGUACCAAGAAGUGGAAUCUAUGCUUAAAGAAAUUGACGGUUUAUUAAAGGAGGAAGAACAGAAAGAGCAAGAAUAUCAAAGUCGAAUGGGCGCUCGUCCACCCAGCAUUAUCACAACCGAUUUAAAACGUGAAGCAGCUAAAUAUCAGGAAGCUCACUCAAAGGCCUCUGAAUCAAAUCAGAAUUUGCACAAAGCAAUGAUGAGUCACAUUGCUAAUCUAAAAGUCCUAUCGCAACCAUUGAAUCAGUUGCAACAACAAAUACCAAGCAUAACACUUCCAAAUGGAGAAAUUGAUGAAGAUUCACUUAAGGAAAUGGAAAUUUUGCUAGCAAAAGUAGAUGAAAUGAAGCAACAAAGGGUUAGUUUGUGGAAUCAAUUGCGUGAUGCUAUUCAAAACGAUGACAUAACCAGUGUAUUAAUUACAAAAUCUGCAGAUCAGCCUCUUGAUGUUAUUUUUCAGAAUGAACUGGAGAAACACAAAAAGCAGGCUACCAUUUUGGAACAAAAUAUGUCUGCCCAAGAUAAUAUUUGCAAGGCAUUAGUUGACGCAUAUGCCCGUUUUACUAAAACUCGCAGAUAUAUAAACGAUAUUAUAAAUAUGAGAACGACAACUAUUUCGGCAUUAAUCAAUUCAUAUGAUACAUAUGAUGAUUUAUUAUCGAAAGCAACGAAAGGUAUUGAAUUUUACGGAAAAUUGGAAACGAAUGUGACUAAACUAUUACAAAGAAUAAGAAGCACUUGCAAAGUACAAGAUGAAGAGAGAGAACAAAUGUUGGCUAAGGUUGGGAAAAGGUUACCCGAACCUGCAGAAAUUAAAAAAGAAAACCCUUCUUCUACAGCGCCUAAAUUAAAAGAUUAUCUGAACCUUAUGAAAUCAAAUAAUGAAAAUGUUGGUUUAGCUGGAACAACAACUGGUACAGUUGCUGUAAACCAAUCCGUUACCGAUAAUCAAAUGUGGCCUCCGUCUAUCAGACCAGCACCUGUAGGCUCUGAAAUGGAUAAAGAUCAACAGGUUAAAUAUGACGGUGACACUACUUCAUCUGAUAGUGAUAUUGAUUCGAGUUUGGCUGAAAGAAUGGCUAGCUUAAAGACAAGUAUAUCCAGUCAACGUCAGGCGAUCUACAAUAACUAUAACUCUGCUGCAGUAUCCUCACAGUAUCCUAUGGGCAUGACUUCUGUACAAUAUUCGCAACCACCUUAUGCAAGCCAAGGAUAUCAAGUUCCACAACAAUAUACAAACACAUCAGUAAAUUAUUCCUACCAAUAUCCGUCUAAUAAUUACAUUCAAGUACCACAACAAUAUUCUCAAGCACCUGCAGAUCAUACAACCACUCCUUACUCUUCAACUCACACAUAUCAAAGCUACCAACAACCAACAUCAACCUUUUCACAAAUACCACAACCCAGUGUCAAAAAUCCUGUUGUUUCAACUAACAUUCCCAGUUUUCCGCCUACACCAUUGCCAUCGACCUCACAAUAUCAGGCACCUGAUUCUGAACAUCAGUAUUAUCCCCCUUAUUUGGCAACCAGUCUAUAUCAACCUCAAGAGGGUUACUCUUACGGCACUGCAAGCUCUGAACAGAUCGCUGAUACAUCGACGCAGUAUUAUUACCAACAACAGUAUCAAGAUAUUUCCGUUAGUUACCCAGCAACUCAGUCGCAGUAUGUUCCUAUCCCAGAUAGUAGUAAGGCUAUAGGUUCAACUGCCGUGACAAAUACAACUUAUACAACCCUUCCGAAUGCCGUUGCCAGUCCGGCAACUCAAGAAAAUGCGUCGAAUUUGUCUUACAAUUAUGGAACAAACUCUUACUCAUAUACUACCCCCAAUUCAGUUUAUUUAACAAAUACUUCUACUGAAUAUACACCUACAGAAUCAGGAUUAGGAAGUGCAAAUAACACUAGUACUUAUAAUGCUUAUGAAGCAAAUCCUUACACAGCCUCUACUGUCAACCAAUAUGGAACUUAUACACCACACUCGUAUCCCAUCUCAACCGAUAAUUAUCAGGCACCUUCAACAUCAAGUAAUGUGUAUAGCAACCCUGCGAAUUUUCAAGAUUUGAGUUCUGUUCAAAGUCAUCAGUAUUAUUACCAAGGUAACACUACAGCUGAUUCAACUAAUUACACUUAUCCAUAUUCACAAACGAACUAUACUGGCCAAAAUGUACCUUACCCAAAUAAUUCCUCUCAAAGUUAUUUAGGUGUUACAAACAGCAGUUAUCAAAAUUUGCCACCAAAUCCUUCAAUUGUCAGUCCAACUUAUUCAGUGGCAAAUGGCACUCAAAAUACAUCCAUCGUGUCAUCAAACAUUGAUCUUUUAUCUGGUUUAGACUUUUCUGUCAGUCACCCUCCUUUACAACCGCAAAAGCCUGAAGAAAAUGAAAAAGCUGCCGAAACUAACAAAAAUGUCGAUCGUAAUUUAAAAGAGUCAUUAACUGCAAAGUCAGAAGAAAAGAUAAGAACAGUCAAAUCCGAAAAUCCCCCGUUGUUAAUGAAAUUGUUUGAAAAAAUUCAUAAGCGCGGACUUUUUGAAAACCUUCAAAGUGACAGUAAGGUAUUUCUUCAAGAAUUGGAAAAAUUUGAAAAAUUCGUGGAAGUUUUAUGUAAUAAAACACUAAGUGGUCCUACUACAUUAGAUAUGAAGUGGAAAGAAAUUCAGGAUAAGCAAGACUUGGAUCAGCAGAAACAUAUUAUUUCGGUGGGAAGAUGUUAUCCUUCUAAAAAUAGAUUUCUUGAUAUUUUACCUUACGACCACACAAGAGUUUUGCUUACAUCUACCAAAGAUGAUUACAUAAAUGCUUCGAUUUUAAAGAAUAUAACACCCCAUUGUCCAAUAUAUUUGGUAACUCAAACGGCUUUGCAAACAACCAUUAAUGACUUUUGGACUAUGGUUUGGGAACAAAAAGUAGAUUUCAUCGUUUGUCUGUUGAACGAUCAAGAGAUUGGCAAAGACAUUUAUUGGCCAAAAGAAAAGGGUCAGCAACUCACUUUUGGUAAUUGGAUUGUCACAUUACAAAGUAAUGAUAUUAAAGAAUUCUGGACGCAACGCAUUAUUUCUCUUCAUCGGUUGGAAGAACGAGAUUCUAGAAAUCUUAUUCAUAUGCAAUUCACAGCUUGGCCUGGAAGUCUGUUUCCACCAUUCCAUGUAUUUUCGAACUUUGUGAAAGAAAGCAUCAAUUGUUGGAAAGAGCAGCAAAGAACGACUUCGCAGCCAAUACUCGUGCAUUGCCUCUCCGGUAAUGGAAGAAGUGGUCUGUUUUGUUUAUUAACUACAGCAAUAAUUGAAUUUUUAAAUAAACCAACGAAUAUACCAGAUUUACUAGCUAUUGCUUCUGGUAUAACUACCGCUCGAAAGAAUAUUUUGCGUGAUAGGGAACAUCUUAAGUUUGCAUUUCAGGUUUUUCUACAUUAUCUACAAGAUAUUCAGUUAACAAACUUAGGAGUGAAAAGUGCACCAGAAACUGAAAAUUUUGGAAAAGAAAAACCGUUAGAAAAGCCUACAGAUAAUACAGAUCCUUUAAGCACUUUAGACCCUUUAUGGGCAACAAAAAGAAGUAAAUAAUUGAUCCAUAAUUUAAACAUAUUCGCUUUAUAAACUGAUUAAUCUUCAAGAUUUGUUACUUUUAUUUGGGCACGAAUAAAAAUGAAAUAUUAAUA